CGGGAAGCACGUGAGUUGGAAAAACGGCAAAUAUUUGCUUGCUUAAGAUAUAGUCUUUUAGUUGUAAGUCAUAAGUUUUAGAACUGUUGAUCAUAUAACAGGAGUUAGUCAAUUAUGUUUUAAAGACCCAGAUCUCUCUAGCUCACUUAAAUUAAAAAGAUCCAAAUGCAUAAGUAUGAUUAAAAAUGUGCUGGCUCCUGUUAUUAAAGACGAAAUAAUUUCAGAAUUGGAAAAUAAACUAUUUUCUAUUUUAUUUUAUGAGAGUACAGACCUGAGCAAUACAAGACUACUAUGCAUUCUUGUAAGGUAUAUUCAUAAAAAUUCAAUUAAAACCCAUUUAUUAGAUAUAAUUAAAAUAAACGCAGAUGAAGGUACCGCCAAAGGUUUAUAUUCUCUUUUUAAAAAAUGCGUUAUAUCCAAUCAAGUAAAAAUUACCAAUAUUGUUGGAUACUGUUCAGACAACGCUAGUGCUAUGAUGGGCAAUAACGAAUCUUUCAAAACUUAUCUUUUAAAAGAUAAUCCUAAUAUAAUUGUCAAUGGCUGCAUUUGCCAAUCUGCUCAUUUAGUGGCGGUGGCGGCAGCUGAAAAGAUUCCAAGCAACGUUGAAUCUCUUUUACAAAACUUAUAUAAUCUUACUUCUCAAGAAGCUCAAAAAGGCAAUGUGUUCUUGAAGAAUUACAGGAAUAUUUCAAAAAGUCAAAAUUAA
Messenger RNA from Acanthoscelides obtectus, 706 nucleotides. Lineage: Eukaryota; Metazoa; Arthropoda; Insecta; Coleoptera; Chrysomelidae. The record is from the annotation of a GenBank genome assembly.